This is a messenger RNA of Papaver somniferum (opium poppy), 2412 nucleotides long. RefSeq lists its product as uncharacterized. The transcript is spliced from 4 exons. The record is from RefSeq and is a predicted model, not a curated record. Bases 1 to 2412 code for a protein of 803 amino acids. NCBI's taxonomy places the organism in Eukaryota, Viridiplantae, Streptophyta, Magnoliopsida, Ranunculales, Papaveraceae.
AUGAAACAUUUUGCCUUUAGAAACCAACUUCAGAUUGCUUGGAACUCUAACGUUAAUGGCUCUGUUGCCUUUAACUUGACCAACAAACAACAAAGAACUAGGAAAAGAUUGUCUCAUUGGAAUAAAGUUGAGUUUGGAGAUAUUGAUAAAAAUAUCAAUAACUUAGAGAUUCAACUUGAAAAUGCUCAAAAUGAUCUCUUUAAUGACUCUCAGCAUGAAAAUAUUGUGGCUAUCACUAAGAAACUUGAUGAUUGGUUUAAUAUUAAGGAAGAUUUCUAUAAGCAAAAAUCUGGUGAUUCUUUUAUAACUGAAAUAGAUCAUAAUACCAAAUAUUUUCACACAUUAGCUAAUAGAAGGAUGAGUAGGAAAAAUAUCGAUUAUCAUUGUGAUACUAAUGGUGUUUGGUUUAGUGAUUCUAAAGAUAUGGCUAAUUUGCUUGUGGAUCAUUUUUCUCAGGUAAGUAAAACUAUUGUUCCAGUUUUUACUGAUAUCACCUUUGACAUUAUUCCUACUAUUAUUACUGAGCAUGAUAGUUCCUUGUUGACAAGAAUUCCUAAUAGUGAUGAUGUUCACCAAAUCAUCAAACAUAUGAGUGCCUGGAGUUCACCUGGACCUGAUGGAUUUCAGGCAGUUUAUAAAGUUAUUUCAAAAAUCAUUGCUGAUAGAAUUAAACCCUUUUUAAAGCACCUUAUAUCCUCUUACCAAGCAGCUUUUGUUCCAGGUAGAGAUAUUCAUGACAACAUUAUUGUUGCUCAUGAGAUGAUACAUACAAUGAAACAUAAAGAGGGAUAUAGUGGAACCAUGGCUUUAAAACUUGACCUUUCUAAGGCUUUUGAUAGAAUUGAAUGGUCUUUUCUAUUAGGUAUUCAUAGACAAUUUGGUUUUGAUGCUAUAUUUUGUGGUUACAUUGAACAAUGCAUAUCUACAACAAAUAUUUCUGUGUUACUUAAUGGUUCUCCCACUCAAAUUUUCUCUCCAACUAGAGGUAUUAGACAGGAUGAUCCUCUUUCACCCUAUCUUUUCAUUCUUUGUAUGGAAUUUUUGUCUAGGUUGAUCUUAAAUGCUGAGACAAAUCACUUAAUAUCAGGUGUAAAAGCAGCUAGGAAGGCUCCAGGUAUUACUCAUCUUAUGUUUGAUGAUGAUAUUUUAAUUUUUACUAAGGCUGAUAUGCACAACAAAGAGGGUAUUAUGAAUGUUCUUAACUACUUUAGUAGUGUUUCAGGUCAGAUGCUUAACCUAGACAAGUCUAGUGUUUAUUUUAGUCACAAUAUUAGUCCAAGUACUAGAGAAAUUCUAGCCAGAGAACUUAAGAUGACUGAAAUGAAGGAUUCUGAUAAAUACCUUGGUGUUACUUUGCUUAUUGGUAGAGAUAAAACCAAAGCUUUUAAACCCCUUAUUAAAUCUUUUGGCACUAGACUGAAGUUUUGGAAAGGUAAGACUAUGAAUCGCUCAGCUAGAACUACCAUGGUUAAGCAUGUUUUAAAUGCCUUGCCAACUUAUCAAAUGGGUUGUUUUAAAAUUCCUAAAACCAUGAUAGAUCAAAUGGAGUCAAUCCAAAAACAUUUUUGGUGGGGGCAUAGUGAUAACAAGGGUCUUUGUAUGAUAGGAUGGAAUAAACUUAAUAUUCCAAAGGCUCUAGGAGGUCUGGGUUUUAGAAAUCUUGAACAUUUCAAUACUGCUUUGUUGACUAAGAUAGCUUGGAAGGCCUGCAAUGAUGAUAACUCCUUAUUAUGCAGAUUGUUAUGGCUAAGUAUGGCAAGAAUGGUGAAGAUUAUCUUAUCUGGACACCAGAUAGGAGAGACUAAAACUCCAAAUAGAGUUCAACUUUUCAUCUGGAAAUGCUUGAGAGAUAUUGUGCCUGUAAGAGGAAAAUUAGUUUCUUAUAAGUCUGACAUUGAUUCGAAAUGUAGCCUAUGUAGUAAUAGUACUGAGACUAUUAGUCAUCUUCUGGUUGAAUGUACUUAUGCUAGAUCGAUUUGGAAUGCUUUAAAUGUGCACAUUGCUGAUGUUACUCAAAAUUUUGUCACUCUGCAGGAUUGGAUUAUAUCCUGGUUUUAUACUGAUGCAGAUGUGAACAAAAAUAUUAAUUAUAUAUCUGAUUCUCUUGUGUUUAAGCUUAUGUGUGCAGUUUGGUAUAUAUGGAAGGAUAGAUGUAGUUGGAUUUUUCAAUCUGAAAAACCUAAUAUGAAUAGAACUCUCUCGAGAAUUCAUAAUCUUGUUAAGCAAUGUGAAUUUUCUGCUACUUCCUCUAGUGUUCCUAGGAACAGAUUUAUCCUUUCAAAGAUUUGGUUUCCACCUGGUAUAGGUUACAUAAAAGUUAAUAUUGAUGCUUCCUAUGAUUAUGAAACAAGAAAAGGUAGUAUUGGACUAAUAGUGCGUGAUCAUGCAGGGUAUGCGUUAGCAGCGAAAUGA